GCCGCUUCCUCCAUCAUCUCAAAAUUCAAAAUCACUCGAGUGCCUGAAGCUCAUCAUCGAUCUCUUCCCAACAGUAUCUGUCAAAACGUAUCUAGGGUUUCUCUGAUAAGCAGGCGAAGAACUCAUAAAUUUCUACAAUGGGAGGCGAGGGCGAAGAUCUAGAGCCACUUUUUGACUAUCAUCGUGUUCAGCCGGCGAAUUUCGUUUGCAUUGACGACGACGAUUCUGAUGUCUCUGAGGUUCCGGUUAAGAAGAAAGCAAAAACUUCCCAAACGUUUGUAAUUGAAGAUGAAGAUGUGAAAGUGAUUGAAGUGGCGGGUGAUGAUGAUUGGUUGCCUCCUCCGCCAAAGGUUGUAUUCGAGAAAAAUAAAGAGCCCGGUGAAGAUUCAACCAUUAAAGCAUUGAGGUCGAAGAAGAUGGAGCUCAUGACAUUCACGAAAACUGUAGUGGAUGUGAUGCAGGAAGCCGAGGAGUCUGCCAAAAGAGAAGCUGAAGUAUCAGUCAAUCGAUCUCCAGAGGCUGCUACUCAGGCACCACCAGGGCCUAAUGACAGGGCCAAGCUUGUCCUUACAAUACAGGACAAAGAUGGGCAGAAGCAAUUCCGGGUGUAUGCGGAUGAGAAGUUUGAGCGGGUUUUCAAAAUGUAUACUGAUAAAGUAAAGCUCGACCCGCAAAACAUUGUAUUUAUUUUCGACGGUGACAAGAUUGAUCCAUCGACCACUCCUUCUAAUCUUGAGAUGGAGGAGGGUGAUAUGAUUGAAGUACACACCAAAAAAAGAUGACAAACAGCUUUCAGCAGACUGAACUCACGCACCUGCUUGUUGCAUCGGUCUGCCAAAUUUGGUGUGUCGAUCCAAUUCAACUUUUUUGAAGACCAGAGUUUGUACAUGAGCAUGAGCAUGGAAGGAAUCUCUGCUAAAAGACUCUGGUGUUGUAUCAAUGACCUUUCACAUUUUAUCUGAAUUUUUUUUCCUUUCCUAGUUUCUUUCAUCGGUUGGAUAACAUAUUCACCAUUUUUGUUUUAGGAGUGUCCAAUAUAUAGCUAAACCGAACCAUUUUGAUCCUAACAAAACC
Molecule: messenger RNA, 1074 nt
Organism: Eutrema salsugineum
Lineage: Eukaryota; Viridiplantae; Streptophyta; Magnoliopsida; Brassicales; Brassicaceae
Exons: 7
Coding region: 138-782 (214 amino acids)
Molecular function (GO): protein binding
Source: RefSeq, a predicted model, not a curated record